Molecule: messenger RNA, 745 nt
Organism: Mucor mucedo
Lineage: Eukaryota; Fungi; Mucoromycota; Mucoromycetes; Mucorales; Mucoraceae
Exons: 2
Coding region: 12-581 (189 amino acids)
Source: RefSeq, a predicted model, not a curated record
UACUGCUACUGAUGGCCAACCAGGUACUACCUAAACUUUUUCCCAUAUCUUGUCAAGAAGCCACCACGACAGAUGGAGGAUACGCUACAACUACCACUGAUGAAUACAACCCCACUACAACUGCAGAGGUCUAUCCCACGACAACCGAGGAGACUGCUCCUACAGCAACCGAAGUGAUGGAACCCACGACAACCGAAGAAGUCCCUGCAGCAACCGACGUUUUUACCUCGAGCAGUGCUAUCUUUUCCUCUAGUAGCGCUAUUUCCUCGCCUACGAUUGAACCCACAACAAGUGGCAGUAAAUCCAACACAGGAGCUAUUGCUGGUGGUGUUGUUGGUGGCGUUGCGGGAGUCGCAUUAAUUGCAGCAGGUAUUUUCUUUUUCCUUCGCAAGAGAAGAGCUAGUUCCAACGAUCGAGAAGUAUUUCAACCUGAAGAUGACGAUGACGAAUAUAACAGACCUAUUCAACAAAACAGUACAUGGAAUAGUUCAACAGCAGGCAGUUAUCCUGAUAUGUCGAAUGUAAACGCCCCUCCUCCACCCAGACACUCCUAUGUUGGUACCUAUCAGCCAGGCCCAUAAAAGAAAUUACCAUUUAUCUGUACAACACCUUUAACGGGGGAUUUGCACUUUUUUUUUUUCAUUUACUUGCUCUCCCCCCCCCCUUUUUUUUUCUUUGACCUCACUCCUUCUUUAAUUCAUCCUCUUGUUCCAUUAUUUAUAAUAUAUAAUUACUUGUCUACCUU